Mollisia scopiformis is the source of this 1549-nucleotide messenger RNA. RefSeq names its product Metallo-dependent phosphatase. The record is from RefSeq and is a predicted model, not a curated record. NCBI's taxonomy places the organism in Eukaryota, Fungi, Ascomycota, Leotiomycetes, Helotiales, Mollisiaceae. Gene Ontology annotation, cellular component: cytoplasm; nucleus. The transcript has 5 exons. Gene Ontology annotation, molecular function: protein serine/threonine phosphatase activity. Bases 347 to 1321 code for a protein of 324 amino acids.
CUCAUCGCAUAUUUCGCUGUCAAGCGAUCAAAGACGAUAGCUGUGAAUAUACAGCCUCACGAUACCACACCCUACGUUACUCACCGUUCUUGUGGUCCCUGUGGUGAAUCUGGUCUCCUGCGGCGAAUACUUCAAACUCGUGUGCCGUCUCUGCGCCCUCUACCUUUGACGUAGCUUUCUGCAGAAAGCUCCAUUGAGGCCGACAUUACUUCAUUUACCGGAAGUGAUUCACAGUCCUCCAUACAGCGAAAUACAAUUCUAGGAAGCAGAUAAUCCCCCCUCCCCUCUCACUGCGGAAACCACAACCAGAACCCCGUCACCCUUCUUCCAAGAGAGGAUAGAAGCCAUGGCGGACCAAAAUGAUGUCGAUCUUGACUCCAUCAUUGAUAGAUUGUUGGAGGUCAGAGGAAGCCGACCAGGCAAACAAGUACAACUGCUAGAAGCAGAGAUCCGUUAUCUGUGCACAAAGGCUCGUGAGAUUUUCAUCUCGCAACCGAUUCUAUUAGAGCUUGAGGCUCCUAUCAAGAUCUGCGGUGAUAUCCACGGCCAAUAUUAUGAUCUGCUGCGUUUGUUCGAGUAUGGUGGAUUCCCACCGGAGGCAAACUAUCUCUUCCUUGGUGAUUAUGUCGACCGAGGCAAGCAAUCUCUGGAAACCAUCUGCCUACUCCUUGCGUACAAAAUUAAAUACCCGGAGAACUUCUUCAUCCUUCGUGGCAACCAUGAAUGCGCCUCCAUUAACCGUAUCUAUGGAUUCUACGAUGAGUGCAAGAGGAGGUAUAACAUCAAGCUCUGGAAGACCUUCACUGAUUGCUUCAACUGCCUCCCAAUCGCCGCAAUCAUUGACGAGAAGAUCUUCACAAUGCAUGGUGGUCUGAGCCCUGACUUGAACUCUAUGGAGCAAAUUCGUCGUGUCAUGCGCCCAACUGAUAUUCCUGACUGCGGUCUACUCUGCGAUCUUCUCUGGUCCGACCCAGACAAGGAUAUCACCGGCUGGAGUGAAAAUGACAGAGGUGUCUCAUUCACGUUCGGGCCUGAUGUUGUCUCUCGAUUCCUCCAGAAGCAUGACAUGGAUUUGAUAUGCCGAGCUCAUCAAGUUGUCGAAGACGGCUACGAAUUCUUCUCAAAGCGGCAAUUGGUCACACUCUUCAGUGCACCCAAUUACUGCGGCGAGUUUGAUAAUGCAGGAGCUAUGAUGAGCGUGGAUGAGAGUUUGCUAUGCUCGUUCCAGAUCCUGAAACCAGCGGAGAAGAAACAAAAGUACGUUUACGGUGGCCUUGGUGCCAGUAGGCCCGUCACUCCUCCGAGGAAGUCCAAAAAGUAAAUGAACAAUUACGAACUUUCUUGUGUAUAGCAGGUUCGGACGCAGAUAAGCAUGCCUUCGCGAUUUCCCCUCGAGUCUCACGACAAUGUUUCGCCCACGCACCUCGAUCCGCCUUGCCUUUUUUCCGCGUACGCCUCGAUCGAUCGAUUUUUGCCAGACCCGAACGUCUUCUCGAUCUUGACGACUCUUUUCCUCAUCAUAAACAUACCUACUGGUACGCGUGCGUAC